GGGGGGUGAAGAAGGGGCCGGCCUUCGAGCGACAGCGACGCAAGAUGGCAGCCACCACAGGCUCGGGUCUCAGAGAGGAGCUGAGAUGAGCCCACUACAGCCACUCAAGAUGUCUACAAUUGAAGGGACGUCUCUCCUGUGUGUCCAGGACUGCAGGAUGUCAGACAGUGGCCCUUGGCUGCCAGGAGUAAAAGUCCCUCGAAAUUUCCGACUGUUGGAAGAGCUGGAAGAAGGACAGAAAGGAGUAGGCGACGGCACAGUUAGCUGGGGUCUGGAGGACGACGAGGACAUGACACUUACAAGAUGGACAGGCAUGAUAAUUGGACCUCCACGAACAAUCUAUGAAAACCGAAUAUACAGCCUUAAGAUAGAGUGUGGGCCUAAGUACCCAGAGGCACCCCCGUCUGUAAGAUUCGUAACAAGAGUCAAUAUGAGCGGCGUGAGCAGUUCGAAUGGAGUGGUGGAUCCGAGAGCCACGGCAGUGCUGGCAAAGUGGCAGAACUCCCACAGCAUCAAAGUCAUCCUGCAGGAACUGCGGCGCCUGAUGAUGUCAAAAGAGAACAUGAAGCUGCCACAGCCGCCGGAAGGACAGUGUUACAGCAAUUAGUCACCAAGGCCCCGGCCUCCCCUCCCCAUCCAACCCAAGUCUUCAUUUUCCACAGUAGUGAAUUUUCUAGAUACAUCUGUAGACCUCAAAGUACCGGAGAGGAAGCUCCACUCAGCCUUCAUCCUGAGACACUGUUCUGAUACUAACUUCUCGUCCAUUUGAAAUACCUAAGUUGUGCUGUGUAACAUCAACUGUUGAGUGUAACCGCUGUCUGCCUGGUUGAACUUCUGGGAUCAAGAAGGUGUUGAAAUCGGUUUCCUGUGGGAGCGGUGGGCACAGCUAACGCAACUGUGAACAGACACGUCACACAAUCACCUGCUGCUGGCCCUUGGCCUGGGUCUGCCUUUGCCCGCCCCGCCCUCCGCCACAGCUGUGUGGUGGCCCUUAGAAUAGAUGGGAAGGCUUCAGGUAGCAGUUGUGGGACUGACUACUGCUGGGCUUGGGGCGCUUUGGCUGCACCCCUGCUUCUUAAGUCUUAAGUGAUGCCCCAUCCAAGCCAUGGUCCCCACUCCUCCACUCCCACCCUUGGCCAAAGCUUAGAUUGUAACCCUCCCCUCCCUCUGAAAUUGGCCGCGGGUGAGGAAUUCAGGGCUUCCCGUGUCCCCACCUUUAUCAAGGGGUGCUGCUUCCCCUCCUCAACUCCCCUGUUGCCCAUCACCACCCAACACUUGCUGUGGCCAGAAGCCAUCAGAUGAGGUUGGAAUUGCCUGGCCUCCCUCACUUAGCUCCGGACCACACUCACCUGCCACCAGCCUGGGAAGGGAGCGCCGGGUCCUCAGCCCUGCUGCCACCGUCAGCCCUCGAGCUUUGUGCUCAGGUCUAAGGUAAACAGCAGUCACAGGGCGACUCGGACCGGCCAGCGCUCAGGGUCCUUGGUGAAAAGAUGCCUAGAGAAAGGCCAUGCGGAGUCCUCAGUGCACACGGUUCUGAGUUGGUUCCUUUUCCCAUCAUUGCUUUGCUUUUACACAUUGAAGAGGUUUGAACAGGGCUCUCGUCACCCUGGCCACCCAUCGGGUCUGAUGUGGAGCCUGACAGCUGGAGCACGAGGCCCUGACCCUGCAGACUCAGGUUUCAGUGUUGCUCCUCAGACCCUCUGCAGGGACCAGGAGGAGCUCUGUGUCCCCAUGUUUGCAGAUCAUCUGCAGAUCCGUGGGCCUGGCCUCCUGGCUCACUGCCACGCUCCCCACUCUGUUCAGGACCACUAAAUGUUGAAAUGUGGAUGCAUACCGAAAUAAAGGCAAUCCGUUGUGUUGCAGAGCUCGGUGGUUUUAUUUUAAGCACGUGUGUGGCUCCACCUUCUGAAGCAGCAGCUAUGAGGUCUAAAGAGUGGCUGGUGGGGCCUUUGAUCUAUCUGGGGCAAACUAGCUCUCCGGUAGGCACCCUGUAAGUCAAGCUUGACUGUCCAUAAGCAACGUUCUGUCGUCGUCCGAGUCUACUAUAAUAAAAAAGUAUGCUUUGAUAC
Mus musculus (house mouse) is the source of this 2069-nucleotide messenger RNA. RefSeq names its product ubiquitin-conjugating enzyme E2 variant 1 (gene Ube2v1). NCBI's taxonomy places the organism in Eukaryota, Metazoa, Chordata, Mammalia, Rodentia, Muridae. The transcript has 5 exons. The coding region runs from base 86 to 607 and encodes 173 amino acids. Gene Ontology annotation, cellular component: nucleus. The record is from RefSeq and is marked validated. Gene Ontology annotation, biological process: error-free postreplication DNA repair.